AUCGCGGCCGGGAGCAGGGCGCAUGCGCGGUGCGGAGGACGGCGGAGCUCGGGGCGGCAGAAGCAUCCGAGAGGCCGCGGAAACAUAAAGGAGUAUAAUAUUAAUCUUCAGAAAGGCGAUAAGCAUGAAGAUAUUUUCAAAUGAAAUAUGAGUGUUUGAACAAAACCUGGCAGUGGUGGAAGUGAAUCAUUUGCAUAGAAAGAAUUGAAGACUUGUUGAAUGCAAGCAACUCUACAACACAUAUAUUUUAGGUUUGCAAGCAACAUAAAUUGCCUUGAGUGCCAGCCCUCUAUUGUGAAGAUUAUCGUUCUUGCAGCUUUUCACGGACCAUUGCAAAGAUUUUAAUAUGGCUGUGGCUUUGAAACAGGUUUUCAAUAAAGACAAGACUUUUCGCCCCAAACGCAAAUUUGAGCCAGGCACGCAGAGGUUUGAAUUGCAUAAAAGGGCACAAGCAUCGCUAAAUGCCGGUCUAGAUUUGAAAUUGGCAGUGCAGCUCCCUUCAAACGAGGAUCUCAAUGACUGGGUAGCUGUACAUGUGGUAGAUUUUUUUAACCGUAUUAAUCUGAUUUAUGGAACUGUAUCAGAAUUCUGCACUAAUAGCACAUGCCCUAUCAUGUCAGGAGGACCUCGAUAUGAAUACAGAUGGCAAGAUGAGGAUAAAUACAAAAAACCUACUGCACUGUCAGCACCACAAUACAUGAGUCGCCUUAUGGAUUGGAUUGAAACCCAAGUGAACAAUGAGAACAUAUUUCCAACCAAUGUUGGCACUCCCUUUCCAAAGAAUUUCCAGCAAGUUUGCAAGAAGAUCCUUUCUCGCCUUUUCCGUGUUUUUGUCCACGUGUACAUACACCACUUUGACCGGAUCAGCUUUAUGGGUGCAGAAGCGCACGUUAAUACUUGUUACAAACAUUUUUACUACUUCGUUAAGGAGUUCAAUCUAAUAGACAACAAAGAAUUAGUACCCCUGAAGGAGAUGACUAUGAAAAUGUGCCAUUGAAAAGGAACUCCUGACCAGUUAUAGAAGAAGCUGUGUCAUCCAUUUUGUUAAUGAAAUGGUUUCUGUUAUACAAAAACAUCCACUUGAAAGAGAAACUCUGUCCUGUUCCAAAUAAUUAUUUACUGAUGUUGAAAUGUGAAAGAUAACAAUGCCUAGCAUGGAAUUUUCUAUUGACGCGCAGAACUGUAAUGUUUGCAGAAAAUUCCAAAUGGCACUGAAGCACCUACCUGUAGGGCAGUUAAUUGUUUAAAUUUCAUAACUACUCUAAAUUAGAUGAUUCUGUAGCUAUAUAUGGUGCACAAAAUGAAGAGAGAAUUAUAGCUUUUGUACAAUAAUUAUUUUGCUUGAUAUAAAGAUUUAUUGAUAUUUUUUGCAGUUAAUUAUGAGUAAAGCACAUUUGAAUGUUUGAGAGAUGAUAAGGCACUAUAUAAGACAAGAUAAUGCAAGUUUUUUUUUGUCCAUACCUUCAGAAAUGAAUAUUUCAAUAUGUUUACGUUACUCGCACAGUGAAUAUUGCUGAUAUGAUAACAGUGUCUGGCUGGUGCCAGAAAUGUUUUGCAAAAUCAAUUUGCAAUAUUCCUCACAGAUUUUGCUGUUUUGGGUUUCCUGAACAAAUCAGGAAUAUUAAAAGUUCUUUAUAAAAGAAAUGACUUAUCUCGGUACAAUAUCACAGUACAAUCAACAGUGCUAGCUCGCAGACAAUAAAAUCUGUAAAUUUAGUCCUGAUACGGUACAUAGAAUAUUCAACUGAACAGAGAAGCUUGUGGAUUUUUUAAAAACUAUUUAAAAAUGAAUGAUAUACUUUUUUACUGGUAUUUCUUGUUUAAAGCUUUAGUGUUCAUGAAUGCUAUAAUAUGAUACAAUUUUUCAUAAUUUUUGGGGAAAUCUGUGGUAUAAAGAAAUUCUCUUUAAACUUGUUAUAUUUUAUAUCUUUUUUAUCUAUUUAGUUUUGGACAUUACUUGAUGUGCUUUAAUUUCUUACUGUCUGGAUUAUUUGUAUCAUUUUCUUUGCACUUAAUUCUUUGAGGGUGUUUGCUUAUAAGAUUAAUGUGUUAUGUUAUUAAAACAUUCACAUCUUAAA
This is a messenger RNA of Carcharodon carcharias (great white shark), 2078 nucleotides long. RefSeq names its product MOB kinase activator 3A (gene mob3a). Lineage: Eukaryota; Metazoa; Chordata; Chondrichthyes; Lamniformes; Lamnidae. Gene Ontology annotation, cellular component: nucleus; cytoplasm. Gene Ontology annotation, biological process: signal transduction; positive regulation of protein phosphorylation. The coding region runs from base 347 to 997 and encodes 216 amino acids. The record is from RefSeq and is a predicted model, not a curated record. Gene Ontology annotation, molecular function: protein kinase activator activity. The transcript is spliced from 5 exons.